Messenger RNA from Chenopodium quinoa (quinoa), 1227 nucleotides. RefSeq lists its product as uncharacterized. The coding region runs from base 1 to 1227 and encodes 408 amino acids. NCBI's taxonomy places the organism in Eukaryota, Viridiplantae, Streptophyta, Magnoliopsida, Caryophyllales, Amaranthaceae. The record is from RefSeq and is a predicted model, not a curated record. The transcript is spliced from 2 exons.
AUGAAUAUGGAUCGAAGUUGGAUGAAUCAUAAUGGUGUAAAGGAUAGACAAAAAAAGGAGUACAUAGCGGGUGUUAAUGAAUUUCUACGGUUUGCUUUUAGGGGAAUAAGUGGCGAAACAAUGUUGAAAUGUCCUUGUCUUAACUGUAGAUUGGUUAUGUCACAAACUCGUAAAAAUAUGCUAUGCCACUUGCUAGUAUAUGGCAUUGAUCGUAGUUACAACCCAUGGUUGAGUCACGGAGAAAGUGUAGAGCAAAUUGAUAAAAAUGAAGAUCAAGGGUAUGUAGCAGAGGUUUCAGAUAAUGAGAGAUCAAGUAGUGGCACUAGUGAAACUCCUAUGUUGCUCCAAAAAUUAGUGGAGGAUAUGGAGGCUGACUUGUAUCCAGGAUGUAAAACAUUUAAGAGAUUGGAGUUUAUUAUGUCAUUGUUGCACAUUAAAGUUAGCAACAAGUGGAGUGAUAAGUCUUUUUCAAUGUUAUUGAAUGCAUUGCAUAGGGCGUUUAAUUAUGAUAACAAUUUUCCUUCAAGCUCUUAUGACGCAAAAAAAUAUACUAAAGCGCUAGGGUUAGAUUAUGUUAAGAUUGAUGCAUGCGUCAACCAUUGUGUUUUAUUUAGAAAGGAGUUUUCAAAUGAAGUUAAAUGUCCUAAGUGUUCAGCACCUCGAUGGAAGCAGGAUAUUUCUCAAGAUGAUGAGAAUUCAGACGAUGAAGAUGAGGGUGUCCAUAGAAAAACACGAGUACCUCAAUUAGUCUUGCGCCAUUUUCCACUUAUUCCAAGGCUCCAAAGGAUGUUCAUGUGCUCCAAGAUCGCAAUGCACAUGCGGUGGCAUAAUAAAGGACAUGCUGGUGAUGAUGACGACAGUAUUAUGAGACACCCAAGAGAUUCAAAAUCGUGGAAGUCUUUAGAUGAGCUAUAUCCCAAAUUUGCUGCAGAUGCACGUAAUGUACGCUUGGCUUUAGCUAGUGAUGGGUUCAAUCUCGGGGCGAACAUGAGUAGUAGAUAUAGCAUAUGGCCUGUUAUGUUAGUACCUUAUAAUUUACCUCCUUGGAUGUGCAUGAAAAGUGACAACAUGAUGUUGUCAUUAUUAAUUCCCGGCCCUAAAUCUCCUGGUAAUGACAUAGAUGUUUUUUUGCAACCUUUGAUAGAUAAGUUGAAGGAAUUAUGGGAGAGUGGGGUACAAACCUUUGAUGCCCAUAGUAAGGAGACAUUUAAUAUGCGAGCUGAUUAG